AUGAUUAGUGUCACGAAUAACCUUGAUGAGUCUCCUGUAAACACAAGUAGAAUCCGUAUUCCUUCUCAUAUUGGAAAAUAUACCAUUACAAAGCUUAUUGGAAAGGGAGGAUUCGCUGUUGUUGUUUUAGCAGUCAAUGAUCAAACUCAUCAACAAGUUGCAAUCAAGAUUUGUGAUCGAGUUCAAAUUCAAGAGAAUAAUAUUUUAGCGUAUCUUGAAGCAGAGCUCAGACUUUCAAUGAGAUUUAAUCAUCCAAACAUAGCAAAGACUUAUGAAGUUAUUUAUGAACCUGAUAUCAUUCUCAUAGUAAUGGAAUACUUCCCAAAUGGUGAUCUCCAGUCAUUACUAACCCAUGGCGUUAAAUUUACAACUCAAGAGCAAAUCAAAAUUGCUAUUGGAGUUCUUAAUGGCCUCAAUUAUUUGCAUCAAAGAGGCAUCUCCCAUAGAGAUAUCAAACCAGAAAAUAUUGUUUUUGAUGAAAAAUUAAACCCUAAAAUAAUAGAUUUUGGUUUAUCCAAAGAAGAUUCUUCUAAUUUAUAUACAUUCUGCGGCACACCAUAUUAUGUUGCCCCAGAAAUGAUUACUAGUCAUUCAUAUAAUGGUAUGAAAGCAGAUAUAUGGGCAUUUGGAAUCACAUUGCACUGCCUUGCCACGGGAUCCAAUGAGUGA
Trichomonas vaginalis G3 is the source of this 669-nucleotide messenger RNA. RefSeq names its product protein serine/threonine kinase protein. Gene Ontology annotation, biological process: protein phosphorylation; intracellular signal transduction. The coding region runs from base 1 to 669 and encodes 222 amino acids. The record is from RefSeq and is a predicted model, not a curated record. Gene Ontology annotation, cellular component: cytoplasm. The transcript has a single exon. Lineage: Eukaryota; Parabasalia; Trichomonadida; Trichomonadidae. Gene Ontology annotation, molecular function: ATP binding; protein serine/threonine kinase activity.